AUGGACGAGGAGGAUGACUGCCCAGAGUUCCCCAUAUCAGGAAAGCCCUCACCUGGCAUGCAGAUACCUGUGACCAUCAUCACUGGCUACCUCGGUGUUGGGAAGACAACGCUGUUGAAUUACAUUUUAACGGAGCAACACAAUAAGAUAAUCGCUGUCAUACUCAAUGAAUUUGGAGAAGGAGGCGCUCUGGAGAAGUCUCUAGCUGUGAGCCAUGCAGGAGAGCUGUAUGAGGAAUGGUUGGAGCUCAGGAACGGCUGCCUCUGCUGCUCCGGCAAGCAGAUAGCCCUUGCAGACUUGACCAUCAUCAAUAAGACUGACCUGGUGACUGGAGAGGAGCUCAAGCACCUUAGAGACAACUAG
Molecule: messenger RNA, 363 nt
Organism: Oncorhynchus mykiss (rainbow trout)
Lineage: Eukaryota; Metazoa; Chordata; Actinopteri; Salmoniformes; Salmonidae
Source: RefSeq, a predicted model, not a curated record